AUGCCAAAGCCACUCGACCUUGCUCAUCAUUUCUCAAAUUCUUCGAAAAAGAGAGUCCCAAAUGUUCUCAAGGAAUAUUACAAAUUCUUGCGCAUCCCAGAAAUGGGCAACCUGGCUGGCGGCUUGCCUUUCCCAGCAAAUUUCCCCUUCAACAGCCUCAACCUUUCACUUGUUGACUCGGGCAGUCUCUUCCACCCCCGUGGAUCAGGCCUUGAAUCAGGAAGUGAUUCAACAUUGGACAUUUCAAUUCAGCGACGCAGCCAAGGGACUAAUUCUGUACGCAAGGUUGACUUGGACACUGCCCUCCAGUACAGCGGCUCCCAGGGCUAUCCAGCUCUUUACGCUUGGCUCAAAAAACUAGCAAACACAGUAUACCAUCCAAACCUACCAUAUGAUGGUGGAGCAGAUGUCAUGAUCAAUGGUGGGUCAGCGGAUGGGCUGUGGAAGAUAUAUGAACUUCUUUUCAACCAUUGGGACAAGGAUCUCAACAAGAUUCAAGAUCGAGAGGGUUUGAUCGUUGAAGAGUUCGUCUAUGGGCCGCCGAUCGCGCAGAUCAAACCAAGAGAUGUCAACAUUGUGCCGGUGAAAAUGGACGCCGAGGGGAUGUUGGCACACGGAACUGGCGGCCUCCAGGACGUUCUGCAAAAUUGGGACUAUACCCGCGGCAAGAGACCACAUGUUGUCUACAUUAUUCCUACUGGUCAGAACCCAACAUCUGGAGUGCUCUCUUUCUCGCGACGGAAGGAAAUUUACCAGAUCUGCUCGCAAUUCGACCUCGUUCUCAUCGAGGAUGACCCAUAUUGGAACCUGUACUACCCCUCUGCACAAUCGAUCUCGGUGAAGUAUCGAGGAACUUCGAUUUCGAAAAACUUCCCGACCAGCCCAAACCACAAUUAUUCCACUCAAUCUCUUGGGGGCAAAUCAACAGGUUAUCGGUUUCUCGACGAACUCGUCCCGAGCUUUUUGAGUAUCGACACAGAUGGUCGUGUUAUUCGGCUGGAUUCCUUCUCGAAGACCAUUGCACCCGGCUGCAGGCUUGGAUGGAUCACAGCUCAACCGAGCGUGUGUGAACAACUGUUUCGGAUCACAGACAGUACUACUCAGCCGCCUUCUGGUUUUGUGCAGGCUAUAGUGUCGAAGUUGCUUGGAGACUUUGGCUCUGCUGACCAGAAGGGUGUCAACAAGAGCGAUCAGUCAACUCUUUGGGGAAUAAAGGGUUGGAUUCAGUGGCUUGAAGGCCUCCGCGUCACCAACGAGCGUCGGAUGAUAACAAUGGCGACAAUCCUGGAGGAGAAUAGGUUUCUGACAUCCGAGGGCGGCCGAACAGAGAUGUUUUCCUUCCAAUGGCCCAUGGGCGGAAUGUUUCUUUGGGUCCGCGUCAGCAUCUUCAGCCACCCAUUGGCUUCGUCUAUCGACCCAAAGCGUCUAAUGCUGGCGUUGUGGAUUUCCUGCACGCAGCAUCCCUAUCGAAUCUUGACGGUCCCUGGCCAAGACUUCGCUGCCAAUGAAGCUGUUAAAGAUGACGGUGGUUUCGUGUUUCUUCGUUUCUGCUUCGCGGCUGUCGAAGAGAGUUUGUUGGAAGCUAAGUCACGGUCAUUUGUGGAAGCCUGUCGAGACUUUUGGGCAAUUCGGGACGCAGAAGCAGUGGAGUAUAUUCUGCGAGAGGAAGAUGGAGAUGAUGCAGAGGUUGACAGGGAGGUCAUUGAGGACUGGGAAGACACAGCAUAGUGGAAGUUCAACGGAAUGUGUGAUGCUCUUGACACAGGAUGAAGAGGUAUUUUGUCACCAAGUUGCGAUUCGAUGCUAACUUGGGUAGUGUACUCAACAAUUCUCUCA
Messenger RNA from Ilyonectria robusta, 1836 nucleotides. Its product is annotated as aromatic amino acid aminotransferase. The transcript has 3 exons. The record is from RefSeq and is a predicted model, not a curated record. Gene Ontology annotation, biological process: biosynthetic process. Lineage: Eukaryota; Fungi; Ascomycota; Sordariomycetes; Hypocreales; Nectriaceae. Bases 1 to 1728 code for a protein of 575 amino acids. Gene Ontology annotation, molecular function: pyridoxal phosphate binding; transaminase activity.